UUAGAUGAAAGCCUUAGAGCUUGACCCUAAUUUAUUCAGAAUUGGCCAAAGUAAAAUAUUCUUCAGAACAGGUGUCCUCGCCCACCUGGAAGAAGAAAGAGACUUAAAGAUAACAGAUAUUAUUAUUGCAUUCCAAGCUCAAAGCCGUGGUUACCUUGCAAGAAAGGCCUUUGCAAAGAGACAACAGCAACUGACCGCUAUGAGAGUAAUUCAGAGAAACUGUGCUGCUUAUUUAAAGUUGAGAAACUGGCAGUGGUGGAGACUGUUCACUAAGGUGAAGCCUCUUCUGCAAGUGACCCGUCAAGAAGAAGAAAUGCAAGCUAAGGAUGAAGAGCUUAAAGUAGUCACUGAGAAAUUCCACAAAACAGAGCUUGAAUUUAAGGAACUACAGAUGAAACAUGUGCAGAUUACAGAAGAGAAGAAUGUCCUCCAAGAGCAGCUUCAAGCUGAAACAGAGCUGUAUGCUGAAGCAGAAGAGAUGAGAAUACGUUUACAGGCUAAGAAGCAAGAAUUGGAGGAGAUUCUUCAUGAAAUGGAAGCGAGGAUAGAAGAAGAAGAAGAACGUGGCCAGCAACUGCAGGCAGAGAAGAAAAAAAUGCUGCAGCAGAUGCAGGACCUGGAAGAGCAGCUGGAGGAAGAGGAAGCAGCCAGACAGAAGCUGCAACUAGAGAAAGUGACUGCAGAGGCCAAGAUCAAGAAACUGGAAGAUGAUGUUCUUUUAAUGGAUGACCACAACAACAAAUUAACUAAGGAAAGAAAGUUGCUUGAAGAGAGAGUGAAUGACCUUACCUCUAACCUGGCAGAAGAAGAAGAAAAGGCAAAGAACCUGACUAAAUUAAAAAACAAACAUGAAUCUAUGAUCUCAGAACUGGAAGUUCGUCUAAAGAAAGAAGAGAAAAGCAGGCAAGAAUUGGAGAAAACGAAGAGAAAGCUGGAAGGUGAAGCAAGUGAUCUCCAUGAACAAAUUGCAGAACUGCAGGCACAGAUUGCUGAACUCAAACAGCAAUUGGCCAAAAAAGAAGAGGAGUUACAGGCUGCCCUUGCCAGACUAGAAGAUGAAAUUGCCCAGAAAAAUAAUGCAUUGAAGAAAAUCCGUGAGUUGGAGGCACACAUCUCAGACCUACAAGAAGACUUGGAGUCAGAAAGAGCAGCGAGAAACAAAGCAGAAAAGCAAAAGAGGGAUUUGGGUGAAGAGCUGGAAGCUUUGAAGACAGAGCUGGAGGACACACUUGACAGCACAGCAACACAGCAAGAACUCAGAGCAAAGAGAGAACAGGAAGUUACUGUUCUGAAGAGAGCAUUGGAAGAGGAAACAAGAUCACAUGAAGCCCAGGUUCAGGAAAUGAGGCAAAAACAUACUCAAGCUGUUGAAGAGCUUACAGAACAACUGGAACAAGUGAAACGGGUUAAAGUUAACUUGGAAAAGAGCAAGCAAGGUUUGGAGAAAGACAAUUCUGAGCUUACAAUUGAGAUUAGAACACUGAACCAGGCCAAACAAGAUGUAGAGCACAAGAAGAAGAAGCUCGAAGUCCAGUUGCAGGAGCUACAGUCUAAAUACACUGACGGAGAACGGGCCAGAAAUGAGCUGACAGAAAAAUCCAAUCGAGUACAGGUAGAACUGGAGAAUGUCACAGUUCUACUUAGUGAAGCAGAGACCAAGUCCAUUAAGCUUUCCAAAGAUGUUGCCAGUUUACAAUCCCAGCUCCAGGAUUCACAGGAGUUACUGCAAGAAGAGACCCGGCAAAAGCUGAAUGUUGCCACCAAGCUUCGUCAAGUAGAAGAUGAGAAAAACACUCUUCAGGAACAACUAGAUGAAGAAACAGAGGCCAAACAGAACCUGGAACGUCACAUCUCAACUCUAAAUGUUCAGCUUUCAGAUUCCAAGAGGAAAUUGCAAGAAUUUACUGCUACAAUAGAAUCUAUGGAAGAAGGUAAGAAGAAAUUCCAGAGAGAUAUUGAGGCCGUGACACAACAGUUUGAGGAAAAAGCUGCUGCUUAUGACAAACUGGAAAAGACCAAGAACCGCCUACAGCAGCAGGAGCUUGAUGACUUAGUAGUUGACUUGGACAAUCAACGUCAACUUGUGUCCAACCUGGAGAAGAAACAGAAGAAGUUUGACCAGAUGCUAGCAGAGGAGAAAAAUAUUUCUUCAAAGUAUGCUGAUGAGAGAGACAGAGCUGAAGCUGAGGCUAGAGAGAAGGAAACCAAAGCACUAUCACUUGCCAGAGCUCUUGAUGAAGCCUUACAAACAAAGGAAGAACUUGAGAGGGUGAACAAAAUGUUGAAGGCAGAAAUGGAGGACUUGGUCAGCUCCAAAGAUGAUGUUGGAAAGAAUGUUCAUGAUUUGGAGAAGUCCAAACGAGGCCUUGAGCAACAGGUUGAAGAGAUGAAGACACAGUUGGAAGAGCUGGAAGAUGAGCUUCAGGCAGCAGAAGAUGCCAAACUUAGACUGGAAGUCAACAUGCAAGCUCUGAAAGCACAGUUUGAAAGAGACUUACAAGGCAGAGAUGAGCAGAAUGAAGAGAAAAGGAGGCAGCUGGUUAAACAGGUACAUGAGUUGGAAACAGAACUGGAAGAUGAGAGGAAACAGAGAACUUUGGCAGCUGCAGCAAAGAAGAAGUUAGACGUUGACCUUAAGGAUCUAGAAGGACAAGUAGACUUUGCCAAUAAAGGUCGGGAUGAAGCUAUCAAACAACUGAGGAAGUUGCAGGCUCAAAUGAAGGACUUCCAAAGAGACCUUGAUGAUGCCCGUGGAGCCAGGGAGGAAAUAUUUGCUACUGCAAGAGAGAAUGAGAAGAAAGCCAAGAGUUUAGAAGCUGAACUUAUCCAACUACAAGAGGAUUUGGCUGCUGCAGAGAGAGCAAGAAAACAAGCAGAGCUGGAGAAAGAGGAACUGGCAGAAGAACUUGCAGGAAGUGCAUCUGGAAAAUCAUCCCUCCAGGAUGACAAGCGCCGUCUGGAAGCCAGAAUUUCUCAGCUGGAGGAGGAGUUGGAAGAGGAACAGGGCAACAUGGAGGGAAUGGGUGACAGAAUGAGGAAAGCAGUGCAGCAGGCGGAACAACUCACAAAUGAAUUGGCAGCUGAACGCAGCACAUCACAGAAGAAUGAGAGCGCACGACAGCAGCUUGAAAGACAAAACAAAGAACUCAAGAGCAAACUACAGGAAAUGGAAGGCUCUGUCAAGUCAAAAUUCAAGUCUAGCAUUACUGCUUUGGAAGCCAAGAUUGCUCAACUUGAAGAACAAUUAGAACAGGAAGCCAGAGACAAACAGACACAGGCAAAAACUUUAAAACAGAAAGACAAAAAGCUUAAAGAGGCUCUUCUACAAGUUGAAGAUGAGAGGAAACAAGCUGAGCAGUACAAGGACCAGGCUGAAAAGGGACUUGUCAAACAGAAGCAACUAAAACGGCAACUUGAGGAGUCUGAGGAAGAAACACAGCGUCUCAAUGCCUCCCGGAGAAAAUUACAGAGAGAGCUGGAUGAGGCAACUGAAAGUAAUGAUGUGCUAACCAGAGAGCUUACUGGGCUCAAGAGCAAACUUAGACGGGGUAAUGAGCCAGCAUCAUUCGCCCCUCCUCGAAGAUCCACAGGGAACAGAAGAGCGGUAGAAAGCGUAGCUGAUGGAACUGAAGAAGAUGCAGAAAUUCGAGACACAGACUACAAUGGAACCAAAGGAAGCGAAUAG
Staurois parvus is the source of this 3685-nucleotide messenger RNA. NCBI's taxonomy places the organism in Eukaryota, Metazoa, Chordata, Amphibia, Anura, Ranidae. The record is from the annotation of a GenBank genome assembly.